Messenger RNA from Uranotaenia lowii, 309 nucleotides. RefSeq lists its product as uncharacterized. The coding region runs from base 1 to 309 and encodes 102 amino acids. The record is from RefSeq and is a predicted model, not a curated record. The transcript has 2 exons. Lineage: Eukaryota; Metazoa; Arthropoda; Insecta; Diptera; Culicidae.
AUGGCGAACAACUCGGCGAUCCGCUGGAAGGCAGCCUUGAGCAGGCAAUGUAAUCUGCAGGAGCUCUGCAGCGUGCAGCGGCUGAUGAGCCUGCGAGUUAUCAGCGCACACCAAACAGUGCCCUCGCACAUGUCCGAUAUGCAGAAACAUGCCAGAAAGGCCACGAUGUCCAGCUGGCAGCACCAGUGGGACAGCUUGGAACGCGGCCGGUGUGACCAUCACUUGAUGCCUUACGUUGGACUUUGGAUGGAUCGGAGGCAUGUAGAGGUGGAUUUCUCCAUGACACACGGUCACGGAUGCUUCAUGUAG